Uncinocarpus reesii 1704 is the source of this 888-nucleotide messenger RNA. RefSeq lists its product as uncharacterized. Gene Ontology annotation, biological process: RNA processing. Lineage: Eukaryota; Fungi; Ascomycota; Eurotiomycetes; Onygenales; Onygenaceae. The coding region runs from base 1 to 888 and encodes 295 amino acids. The transcript has a single exon. The record is from RefSeq and is a predicted model, not a curated record.
AUGGCCAAGGAUAAGGAACGCAGCGUCAACCCAGCGCAAGCCCAACGCCGGUUGGAGAAGCAGCGGGCCCUCAAAAAAGGAAAAGCCGAGCUACAGAACCGUCGAAAUGAGAAGUUGGCGCGUCGGAACCCGGAGCGCCUUCAGCGGCAGAUCGAUGAGCUAAAGUCGGCGGAGGAAUCGGGGCAACAACUGAGACCACGGGAAAAACAGAUUCUCGAAGGCCUAGAAAAGGACCUUAAAGCAAUCAGGAAGGCAAGAGAGUCUCUUGGAGACCGUGCACCCCAAUUCGGUGGUGGCGAUGCGAGGCGCGGACAAGGACGUGACAGGGAUGCCGGUCGAGGAGUACUAGGCAAGAGGAGAAGAGACGGAUGGGAUCGGCGGAGAGAACGCGACGAUGCAAGCGAUACGGACGAGAGCGUUCGAAAUAUACCCAUGCCGAGAGACACUCCACCUCCGAUCCCACGUCAACACCAACGGCGCGGACCAACGAGUGAUACGGAACCCGGAGAACAGCGGCAAAUUCAUGGACUACCGGAGAAACCUCCAAUCGAAACCAAAACUAUCUACGAAGCGGCACCGGCCAUCAGAAAUUUACAGCAGGAAGCUGUGAAUAAAUUCGUUCCUGCAGCCGUAAGGAUGAAACAGGCGGCAGUUAAGGGUCAGGGGCGGUUGGUAGAGCCGGAGGAGAUGGAGCGCUUGGAAAAGGAAGGCUAUGUUGCAGCUGCUCUACCCCCUUCGACUCCGCGUCCUACCGUUCCUACCGAUGAUUCGGCACAGAAACCCGGAUCCAUGGAUAUUGAUGCUGCUACCCUCGCAGAAGAGGAAGAACGAUUUCGACGAGAGCUUAAACAUGUCCAAAUAGAAGAAGUGGAGGAUGAAGAAAUAUGA